AUGUACAUUUGCUACAAAUACGAAGAACUGGCAAUAGAAAAUCAGUUGCAGUCUAAGAGUGACUUGGCAAACCUUAAGGAAAACACAAGAAAAACUUCCCUUUCACGCACGGCCUCGUACCCCAAAUUUACAAACUACGCCACAACAGAAUACGGAGAAAAAUACCGCAAAAUUCAAAAUGUGGCCACCGACUCUCCGUCCGCGGCGAUAAAAGGUGCGCAGGCGCCUUUGCAGCCAUCAAUCGCCGCUGAAAACCCGAGGGCGCAAAGCCUCGGCGUGAGCGAGACAGCCAGUAGUGCCAGAGCAUUGUAUGGACGAGUGAUUGCUUUCACAAAGCUGAGAGUAAAAGCGAGCGGUGACGGUGCAGAUGUUCAGCAAGCACUGUCACCAAGAACCUAUAAAAAAAAACAGAAUGUGAGAUCGAGCAAAAAACCUUUCUUAUUCGACAAGCAAGUAACCAAAAGCCAGGGAGUCCUGGACGCUGGGCUUAGUUCGGCGGGAUCCUGCAGUGAUGUCAGCGAAUGCGAUGGACGGGAAGUGUCCCGGCUGUCUCAGGAUAUCGCAGAAGCCUCCUUCUGGGCGUGGUCGUCCUCUUCCUCGGGGUACCAGAGUGGCGUGGGCACUUCGGAAGUUAGUACGGGUGACCCGCCUGCAUCGGACGACUCUUUGACUGCUGAUGAGAUUGGUGACGAUGACAAUGACGAUGACAGCGACUGGGGCGAAGAUGAGUGGCCGCUGGACCGCGCCCUGCCCCUCCCGGAAUGGGGGUGCGAGAGGCCGGAACUCAACUUCGAGAAUCUGGAGAACUACGAAAGGUUCCUGGGUCAAGUGAGCCUCCAUCUUCGCCACGUCCUCUCGGCGCACAGCUAUGAUACCGUCUCCAACUUCAUCCUGUUCAGCAAGGAAUACGUCUUGGCACGAGAAGAGUAUCCGGACCUUGAGGAAUUCUACAGGGACUAUGAUCCUCCAAUCUUACCCGGGCGGUACACGUGUGUAGGCCUGGCCUGUGACCUCACGACUAGACUUUCUGCUCUUGAGAUCCACUAUCCUGGUCUCAAGGAUUCUGUCUACCAGGUAUCGUGUGAGGAGGAGGUAGACAACGCUGAGUGGUACUGCUCCACCGAGGUCCCGCCUGUCAACACUUGCGAGAAGGAGCACGUGUUAGUCUGCGUCCGCAUUCGCGUGUCAGGCCGAGCAGGCGUCCUGCUGCUAGAUCCUGGCUACCACGUCGGCGUCCCAAUCACAGUAAUGGAGGAUGGCCAGGCCCCGCAGACGGGAGCCAUAAUGGCCAACACCGCACGCCCGGAGGUAGUGAGGACCUACCGGUACAAUUACUGGCCCGACAACCCCGCCUUCGUGUCGUGGGAGGUGACGGAGGAGCGGGAGGGGAAGGCGCCUCACCAUCACAUCAGCUUGAUACACAUUGCGCGACCCUUCCUCUCUGGCGUAGACGUCGCGGAGCGCCGCAACCUCGUCUACCCCUUUAAGACGCUCGUUGGACGUGACCAGAAUGGACGCCUUACUUGCGGCCUCUACUUUCCUUUGCGGGAAUGUUCUCGAACCACUGUGACUUUCUUCUAUCACGUCUUCGGAGACCUGCAGCAGCUGAAAGUGCCUCUCGCGCACUUCCUUGAGGGGGACGUCCUGAGUGUCUCAACCGGAGCUCUAGAGGAAAAGGUGAAGGCGGCGGUCUCGGGCGUGGCCAGAGGAACAGGAAGAUCAGCACAAGACGUCCGCUCGUCCUUGGUCGCUGUGGCAAACUUACUACACGACAGCGGACUUGUCAAGCAGCUGGAGGAUCUGAAUGAGGCCAUUAACGAUAUCAGCAAGGAUAAUUAGCCGGCUGUUUUGGGAUGAGGGUUUGAUCUACAUAACGUUUGAAAGAUGGGAAACAUAAUCAGAAAAUUCAACAUCUAGAAAAUUUAGACGACUGUCUAAUCUUUCUGCAUUUUAUUUUUUAAACAGUGUUCUCUGAAUAGGUCUCAGUAGCCACGAUACAGAGAGCAACCUUUGCAUUUACUCCAUUUCCCCCUUUUUUGUUUGGCUCAUGAUAGGGUCAUUUUAAGUACAUUAUUUAGAACUUCAGUAAUGAAACUCAGAUUUUAAUAUCAUAAUUGCUCUGUAAUCUCAUCUUUUGUUAGUUGCUAUCAGGAUGCACAUUAUAUUUCAGUAGUCUCAGCUCUAGAAAAUAGAAAAUGGAACACGUACAGGUAUAUCAAUACGUCAUACUUGUUUUAGUGACAUCGAUUUUUAUUUAGCAGGUAUUCCAGUGGUAAUUUAGUAAGUCAGACCACGGAUUGUAAAAUAAAUUACAGGGAUUGGAAUGGCACCAGAAAAUGGGAAAAGCACGUGAAUAAAAACAAACCAAGUA
This is a messenger RNA of Penaeus chinensis, 2371 nucleotides long. RefSeq lists its product as uncharacterized. The coding region runs from base 1 to 1839 and encodes 612 amino acids. Lineage: Eukaryota; Metazoa; Arthropoda; Malacostraca; Decapoda; Penaeidae. The transcript is spliced from 7 exons. The record is from RefSeq and is a predicted model, not a curated record.